This is a messenger RNA of Oncorhynchus gorbuscha (pink salmon), 7187 nucleotides long. RefSeq names its product ciliary rootlet coiled-coil, rootletin family member 2 (gene crocc2). The record is from RefSeq and is a predicted model, not a curated record. Bases 297 to 6227 code for a protein of 1976 amino acids. NCBI's taxonomy places the organism in Eukaryota, Metazoa, Chordata, Actinopteri, Salmoniformes, Salmonidae. The transcript is spliced from 40 exons.
UGCCUCGCAAGCUCGCACUCUGUUGUCUCUGCAAGUUCUUUAAUAAGCUUUUAAAGUGACUAGCAAAAGUUAGCAAAUCGUUAUUCGUCGUAGAAUGCUUAGAGUCAGUUAAAUAAAAAAUAGUAUGCCACUUAGUUUCUGCGUUACAGCAACUUACUUUGGUUUUAAAGCAAUGCUUUUUCAAAUAGUUUUUCCUUUUUUUUCUUUGAUCAGGUUUCCCUUGCAGGUGUGUUUUGUGGAUCGUAGCUAAAUCCUCUCUUUUCGGGCAGUGUAGAAGUUCCUAUCAGUUUGUUUCAAUGAGUUCUCAAGGAGACCAACGCGAACCAACAUCACCUGGACUGGAAGCUGUGAUUCAGAAGCUGGAGGAGUCUCUACUCUCUAGUCUCCCUGACAGAAGCAGCAGGGUAGAGGGGAGUAACCUGUCUCUGACACCAAGAGGAGAUGGACAGGAAACUGCUGCAGCCAAACUCGCUGCCUCGCCCGUCUCAGGCUCCGCCUGCUCUACAGUAACACCUGUCUCCUCCCGCAUCAGACAGAUCCUCACCAGGAACCUGGCUGACCCUAACCCUGCAGAUGAUGACAUCAGUCUUCAGGAAGAGAACAGCGUACUGAAGGAGCAGCUCUCUCAGACCAGGAUGGACCGGGACCAGCUACUGGAAAAACAGACCCAGCUCACAGACAGGCUUGAACAGAUGCUAGCUCUACAGUCCGCAACGGGGGACUCGGACCAAGCGAGUGUGUCUGUAGAGCGCCUGCGGCUGCAGAAUGGGGAGAGGGCCUACAGGCAAAAACUACAGGCCUAUCAGGAGGGACAACACAGACAGGCUCAGCUGGUGCAAAAACUGCAGACCAAGACGCUUCAGUACAAGAAGAGAUGUGGUGAACUGGAAGAGCAGGUGUUGGAGAAGACCUCCGAGUCAGAAAGACUACAACUCUCACUACAGGCCCAACUGGACUCGUCAGUCCACCGCCUGCACCGGACAGAAACACAGCUUCAGAACAACAGCAGAACCAUCCAGAGCAAACUGGCCAUGUUGGAGGAAGAACAGAAGAGGUGUGCCGGUCUCAGUCAGGUAAACGCCCUGCUCAGAGAACAGCUGGAACAGGCGAGCUCAGCCAAUCAGAGCCUGACGGAGAGCCUGCGCAGAGCCAGUGACGACUUGGAGCAGAAAGAUGCUCGGCUGCGCAAAGAACAAGAGACGUGUGCCUUCCGGGCGGGUCGUGAGCAGGCCCGUGUGAGGGCCCUGUGGCGCCAGGCAGCCUCCCUACGAAGCACCUUCACCCAGCUCAGGACCUUCGCUGACAGGAGUCUGUCUGAUAUACGUGGGGAGUGUGUGACUGCGAGCCGUAGUCUACAUGUGGCCUGUAUGUCUCUGGAGGCCAGCGUCACACCGCACAUCGCCCCUAGUGGCCUGGAGGUGUCAGAGCUGGAAAGGCAGCUCAGGGACAAGCUGAGGGAAGCCAUGCAGCUGCAGGGACACUGGGACGCUGAGAAAGUAGAGCUCAACUCCAGGAUCCUGGAGCUGACAGAUAUGGUAAAACAUCUCAGAGCCCAGAACAGUGAGAAGGAUACAGGCCUUGCUGCCAUGCAGACAAGUCUGGACAGGAUGGAGAGAAGCAGAGCGGAGGACAGGGCUGAGACGGACGACUUUCAGAAGGUCCUAACCAGCAUCACACAGCUGGUUCAUGGUGGUGAGGAUGGUUAUGUCUCUGGUGGUCAACCUUCGUCCUCCUCCUCCUCACCUCUCCGGGGCCGCAAUUCCCAAUGCAACAGCACCCUGAUGGCUGUCAAAGGUCUCCUCUCCCAAAACCAGAUACAAGCACAGGACCUGCGUAGCCGGCUGGAUGCAGCCCUGGAGCAGGUAGAUAUUCUACAAAGUAAUCUGCAGGAGGAGGAGGAGGAGAGGAGGGACCUGGAGAGGAAGAUGAAGGAGGUGCACAGGGAGAAGCAGCAGGUUGAGAAGAGUCUGGAGGAGAAACACAGAGACAACCAGAGGUUCCACACCUCCCUGGACCUCCUCAACAGUGAGAAGGUCAGCCUGGAGAAGCUGGUUGUGGGCCUCCAGCAGAAGACAGAGUCCCUGGGGGCAGAGCUGGAGGUGAUGAGGGGGUCGGCUGGGGAUCUCCAGAGACAGAGAGACCUGCUCCGCCAGCAGAGAGACGACCUGGAGAGACAGCUGGAACGCCAACGCACCGAGGCCCAGAGAGGUGAACGGAGUCUGGAGCAGCUGGAUGGAAAGAACAGUGACCUGCGCAGGGAGCUGGUGACAGUCAGGGAGGCUCUGAGUCAGGUCACCCUGCAGAAGGAGGUCCUAGAUGAUGAGAAGAGUAGCCUCACCCUGGCUCUCAGCAAGAUGGAGUCCCAAAGUGCAGAACAGGAGCUGUCAGUCACCAAGCUACAGUACCAGGGGGCUAGCCUAAGAGACUCUCUGGCCAAGAUGGCUGCCCUGAGUGAAGGCCUGGCCAACGACAAGGUGGAGCUCAACCGUAUCCUGCUACAGAUCGAGGGUGAGAAGGCGGAGCUAGGUGAGCGUCGUCGGGAGGCGGAGGUGGAGAGGGCUUCGGCCAGGGAGGAGAUGGGGAGGCUGCAGCAGGAGCUCCAGGACCUGAUCGCUGACAGACGGUCCCUGGAGAGCUCCUAUAGCCUCCUGCAGGAAACCAACCAGAGACUGGAGGCUGAACUGGCACUGCUGCAGAGGGAGAACAACCAAAUCCUGGAACAGCAUGCACAGGUUAAUAAGCAGGUCCAGUCCUUGUCCGACCAACUGACUUCCUGCCGUAGAGAGCUGGACAGCAAGGCUGUGGCCCUGCAGAGGGCCCAUCAUGACAGAGAGGAUGUGGCCAAGGACAAGGCCAGUCUGGGGGUCCAGCUGACUGCCGUUGACCGCAGGGCAUGGGGCCUGGAACAGGAGCUGGCGAUUCUCAGAGCGGAGAAGGAGUCUCUAGAGACGUGUGUCUUUGAGGGCCAGGAGCUAGUGUCCUCUCUGGAGGGGGAGAGGAACCGACUGGAGGUGGAGCGAAGCACCCUAACGAUGGCUGACGAGGACCUGACGCGCGAGGUGGCCCGUUUAAAGGCGGAGGUUGAACUGCAGGUGUCCCGGGCGGCGCAGGAGAGAGAGGAACUGGAAACCAAGCUGGCUCAUGCAGAGAGGAACCACCGGAUAGCCCUCAGCACCAAAGAACACAGUCACAGAGAACAACUGGAGAAGGAACACGCCGACAAGGAACAGCAGUGUUUGAACCUAACCCUGCAGAGGGAGCGUGCAGAGUCCCAGCUACGAUCCCAUUGUGAGCAGCAGCGUUUGCAGAGCCAGGCUGACCUGCAGCAGCUGCAAGAAGAGAUGGUCCGGUUGCAACAAGUCUGCAACAACAGCCUGCUGCAGGCCGAGAGCACAAAACAACUGGCCCUGUCCCAGAAGGAGGGCGAGAAGGCAGCCCUGACAGAGAGGCUGGCAGGCCUACAGCAGGAUCUGGAGACAGCAAGGCUGGAGAUGGAGAGAGGCAGGAGAGAUGCUCUGAGCCUUCACGAACAGGACAAGGACAGUAUAUCAGGUCUUCGGUGUGAGCUGCAGUCCUUGCGUUCUCGCUUCGAGGAGUCUCUGAGUUCCCAUGAGUCAUCAGAGAAGAGUCUGACUGAGCAGGUCAGAGAGCUCAACCAGCAGAGAGAAACAGCACGACAUGAGGUGGAGGGUCUUCGGCGGGACCUCCAUCGGGCAGAGGAUGAAAGUGACGCAGGGCGGGAAGAGCUGAUCGAGUCCCACAGGGAGCUGAGGGAAGUGGCUCAGGAGAGGGACGACCAGAGGAAGGAGGUGCUGGACCUCAGGAGGCUGCUGGGGGACGAGAUCCGAGACAAGGAGGCCAUCCACUCCUCCAACCAGGAACUCAGAGCUGCAGUGAAGAGAGCAGAGAAUGACAACAACAGUCUGCGGCGUAGCCUGGAGGACAAGGAGCAGAAAGUGGUGGUGCUGGAGGUGUGUAAGACCUCCCUGCAGCAGGAAGUGUCCAAGCUGAGGAGCACAAUGAGAGAGCUGGAGAAGUCCCGGCUGCAGGCACGCAGAGAGCUGCAGGAGCUACGCAGACAGGUGAAGAUCUUAGAGAGGGAGGCUGCCCAACAGAGGGAGGAGAUGGGAGAACUGCAGGCCAGGGUGUGUCAGGAGGAGGUGAAGGAAGAGGAGGCAAGGAGGGAGUCCUUCAGUCUUAAACAGAGAGUCCUGGAGAGCGAGGCGGGCAGGGAAGCGGCCAUCAAGGAGGCUUCUGGGUUGCAGCGUCGUGUUGUGGAGCUGGAGGACGCGGAGCGUCAGAUGAGGGAAGUGCUGGCGGAGAGAGAGGCGGGGCUUCAACAGAGUCUCCUCCUCCACUGCGAAGAGACCUCACAAUUAGUGUUGGCACUAGAGGAGCAGUCUACUCAGGUAAGGGAGCUCACCCUGCGUGUUAGCCUAGCAGAGGGCCGUGCUCAGGGGCUGGAGGAGCAGCUAGGACAUGGGGAAGGCCAGCGCAGAGAGCUGGAGCACAGGCUGGUCGGGCUGACCUCUGCCCUGAGACGAACCCUCGGGAUAGGCCGCUCACAGACCCCUGGGUCCAGAGGAAGAAGCCCCUCCCCCUGGAGAAGUCGCUCACCUGUGAAGGGUGAAACCAGCACAUCCCCGGGAGGUCCUGUGUCCUUCCCAUCCUGUAGUGAUGAGGGGGAGCUGGAUGUGGACGCGGUGCAGAGAGCCCUCAGGGACUUCCACCAGGAACUCAAAGACACUAAGAGACACAGGGAUGAAGCUAAGGCCCACGUGACCAGUCUAACCCGGCAGGUGGCCGAGCUACAGACCAGCCAGGACGAGUCAGGCACUAGGCUGCAACAGUUGACCAAAGCCCUGAAGGGCCUGGAGGAGGGGAAGAGAGAGGUGUCGGAGCAGCUGUACGGGGCUCAGACCUCCCUCUCCCUGCAGGAGGAAGUGACACGGCGAGGGGACAGGGACAGGAAGAGCCUGGCUGAGGAAGUAGUUAAACUCAAGACCAGUCUGCAGACCUUUGAAGCUAAUAGUAGGACACUGCAGGAGAAGCUGGAUCGUUCCCGGGCCGGGGAGGCUCGCUGUGAGGGGGAGCGUCGGAGGCUGAAGGAGGCCCUGGAGACAGCGGAAAGCCGGGCAUCACGUCUGGAGCUCUCCCAGAGGACCCUAGAGGGAGAGCUGGAACGGGCACAGCGGAGGGCAGCCGAACUGGAAGGAGAGGUGGCAGCCCUGGGGGAGAGGCUUGCAGAGCUGAGGAGAGAGCUGGGGGUGACUGAGGACCGGGCGGCUGGGCUGAGGGUGAACGAGGAACGGCUGGCUACGGCCCUGGCCUGGGCUGAGCUCCAGGAGGGCCAGCUGAGAGAGCAGCUCCAGGGGUUGUCCACCUCUCUCAAUGACAGUAGUGCCACUGUAGGAGCCAUGCAGGAGCAGACCACCCAGCUGCAGAUGGCUCUCACCGUCUCAGACCAGGACCGAAGGCUCAUGCAGGAGCGUGUUGAUAAGCUGCGUGAAGCCCUGUCUAACAGUAAGAGACAGAACCAUUCCCUGACUGAGAGGAUCCAGAGCCUCCUGAGAACACAGGAGGACACUGACCUACGGGCCUCGGAGCUGGAGAAACAGACCCGGACUCUGAAGAAGAUGGUGAAGCAAAGGCAAGAGUCUGCAGAGUUCGCUGCCCAGGAGAACUCUACGCUACAGCAGAAGGACAGGGAGGAGCUCCAGGAGAGGUUGUCCGGCCUCCACAGCACCCUGAAGAAGAUGGAGGGAGAGCGGGCAGAGCUGGAGAACUUGCUGGCCCGUCUGGGGAAAGACAAGGCUUCACUCAGAAAGACUCUGGAGAAGGUGGAGUUGGAGAGGUUGAGGCGGGAGGAGGAGGCAACAACAGCAGCCAGAGAGAGAGAACAGCUGGGCCAGACAGUACUCAGCCUGGAGCAGGAAGUCAACCACCGGCAGCUGGAGAUACAGACGGUACAGGCCCAGAUGACCCAGCUGGAACGCUCCCAUGCUCAGCACCUCCUGGAGGUGACGUCCCACCAUCGCCGGGAGAUGGACUCGGAGACAGAGAGGCUGAGGGCGACGCAGCUACAGGCGGAGAGGGCUCUGGAGACCAGGGAGAGAGCCCAUCGGCAGAGGGUCACAGUCCUGGAGGAGCAGGUGCUGACGCUGAAGGAGCAGUUGGACCAGGAGAUGAGGAGGAGGCAGGCCUACGUCAACCAGAUACUGAGAUAAUGGGGUGCAUGCUAACCAGUGGCCCCUGGCCCCUGGAGAGGGAUGGGGAGAAUGACAGUAUGGCAUUCUGGGACAGACAGUCCUUAGUAUGUAUGUUACUGGGAAUCAACAGAACGUACACAUGUAAACACACAUGUAAACACACAUAUAAACACACAUGUAAACACACAUGUACUCACACUCACAUACACACACACUUAGGUACGCAAGACACACAAUGACAGGCAGACACAAGCCCAACACUGGAUUUCAGUAAUCUGCAGAGAAACAGUGAAUGUGUUGUUUCUGGCUGUGCUGGAAGCUGUUGUCAGAUUAUUUAAAGGAUUUGCUCAGACCAGACAGGUCACACGGUGCUGCUGAGUCUGUUGCUGUUGUUGUCUCGGUUUUGUCAAAUCAACACAAUGUGAAGAUAGAGACACACACACACACACACACACACACACACACACACACACACACACACACACACACACACACACACACACACACACACACACACACACACACACACACACACACACACACACACACACACACACACACACACACACACACACACACACACACACACACACAGACUAACCAUUACUGUUGUCUCGGUAUGUCUAACAACAAUCCUUCCACUGUAACACUGAACCUUUACUGCAGCAUGUGUUUAUGUAGGUUAUAAUUAUCAGCAUUAAAACCCUUAUAACCAUUUUUUAAUUCAUUAUUUCUAGUUUUUGAAUUAUAUAAUAUUUGUAUUGAAUUGUCAAUUUUCAAUGAUUAAACCAGUCAUAAGGUGAUGAGAAUGAUUUAGCGUGAUUUAAGCGUGAUUUAAAUACAGAAUAACAGGUUUAUAGCACUGUUGUCCAUUCCCAUUGGCUGGCUCGGUACACUCAUUAGACUGUAAUUCUAUUUAACUCAUCACAAUGAGGUUAUUAUGUUUGUGACAAAUAAAAGACAGACUGGUUAAUGCAA